GACCUUCCUUAUUCGAAAUUGGAUUAAUACAUUCAGUUAACAAAAUUCGACAUUGUUUUCACAUCGGUGAUAAUAAGGUGUACGGCAUGUGACGGAUUUCGAGCUCUAGUUUUUUGAAAAAAGCCUAAAAAGUUCGUGCCAUUGGCUUGACAUAGACACCGGCCGGUUCUGGUUCUCGGAUCCGGAGAGAAGUUUGUUUCGGCCUCACGACAAGACAAUGGUUCAGUUCUUUCGGUAGCUGGUGAGAUAGAUCUCCUUUAGCGUCGAGAUUGACACCCGACUUGUCGGGCCUGGCUUAUAUCGUCGACAGGUGUUCAUGGCUUGACCUUCGAGUCUUCGAUCUCGCCGUUCGCAAUUUCGGGACACAACUUUCGCUGCAGAUGCGCAACUGCGCCUCCCAUGAUUAACAUCAAGGCUGCGGUAGGCAAGCGGGCGGGCAGGCGGGCAACCUCGCUCCACUGUCGGGGGUUACGGACGCCUUCUUCUGGGGGCGACUCCUUCGGAGACUGGAUGUGGGGCCCACGGUCAGCGAGCCAAUGGCAACGUGGCCCCGGAAGGCGAAUGUCAAACUCGGUCUCUAUUAUAUCUCUCCGUCCUUGCGAAUUCGCAGACAGACGCCGAACGUCGGGAUUUUGCUGCCCGCGAGGCCGUCCAGUGCCGCUUUUCUCCGACUGUCCUUCUUCGAUUUCUGUCAGGAAUGAUCUCGUCCCGCGGUUGACUCUUAUCAACUGCCUAGAGACAGUAAUCUCGCGCAAGUCUCAUCACGAUGAUCUGCGGACCUUCGUGGGCCCCCCAUCCUCUACGCAGUUCCGUGAAACACCUCACAUUGGAGUGGAUCGAGCAUGCCGAGGUGACCUCGCCGGGGAUGUCCCCACUGUCCAGCCAAGAAUGCUUGCAGCUCGUGCCCCACGUCACGCAGUAACAAAUUUAGAUCCACCGCAUUCUCCACAUCUAUUCUCUUCUCGUCUGAUUAUCUGCGCGAUGAGUUCUUUUUCUUGACAG
Messenger RNA from Marchantia polymorpha subsp. ruderalis, 1002 nucleotides. The record is from the annotation of a GenBank genome assembly. NCBI's taxonomy places the organism in Eukaryota, Viridiplantae, Streptophyta, Marchantiopsida, Marchantiales, Marchantiaceae.